UUUAGCGAAAACCUAAAUUGCAUACAAAUGUGAACUUCGGAAGCAGGGAUACUGCUUUGAAAAUAAUGCGAAAUACUUAAAUCAUACUCGGUCAUCUUGAUACUUUGCGAGAUUUCACAGAUCUAAAAAGAAAGUAAAAAUUUUUCGUGAUCUAUGAAACGAGAAUGGCAAAAGAAGAGGAGGGUCCUGACCAACUGCGAUCAUGGGCCAUCGCUAUAGCUGCUUGUGUCAUCAAGACGCUUCUUUGUGGUUCCAAUAGAGUAACAGGCCUCUUCUAUGUGGUUAUGAUUGAAACAUAUGGUGUUUCUAGAUCUGAAGCAAACUUACCUUUCACAGUUCGUAAUAUAUUGAGGGAUAUAGGAGGACCACUUGCUGGUAUCAUCGGUCAGCGUCAUGGUCCGUUUAUGGUAACAUUGCUAGGAUCAUUUCUUGCAGCACUUGGGAUAACGUUAUGCACUUUUGCUCCUAAUAUUACCUGGAUUUGUAUACUUUGGGGAGGAUUACAUGGUUUUGGAGUUUCUUUGGGCAACACUUUGCUCCAGAUAGUCGUAAAUCAAUAUUUUUGCAAGUAUCGGGCAUCGGCUUCAGGAUUGGUAGUUGCUGGAUCAUGCUUUGGAUCUCUUCUGUGUCCUCUACUCAUUGAGUAUUUCCUAGUCAAUAUAGGAUUGUCAGGAACAUUCCUACUGAUGGGCGGUAUAUUACUACACGCGUUACCAGCAUCCUUGAUGAUGAAGAAUCCUCGAUGGAAUAAAAGAUGUGUUUCCACAAAGAAUGCAAAUUUGAAAGAUAGCACAACUACGGAUCCAAGCAAAAUGUCAUUAGCCGAAGUACAAACUGCUAAACACGAUGAAGCUUUAUCUACAAUUCAAAAAUCGUCUGUCAUGUCAGCGGAGCUCGAUACGAAUACCUUUCCCAUAUUGAAACAGCAAAUUUUAAAGAAAACAUUCCUAUUUCCUAAGAUUAAAAUUUCAAAAGAACAUUUCUUAGAAACUAAAGACGACGGAAAUCCUAAUGCUGAAAAGGGAAUAGAUAAUCCUGCGUAUCAAGGGCAGAGAUUGCACUUUGAUGCAAAUACUCUUAUUCACCAGGAGAAGUCUUUAAAUAGAGCUUCCGUCGCCGACGAGAGUACGAAGAACAAUGAUCAGCAGAAAGUUUCUUUCAUCAAUGAAAUAUUCGAAAUGAUUUGCCAUCCAAUGUUCCACAUAAUAAGUUUAUCUUUGGCAGCGUACAAUAUGUUGUUUGAUCCAUCGCUAGCAGUGAUCGUGGAUUAUGCCAAAGACAAAGGUUUUGAAAACACUGUGGCCAAAUAUUUCCUCAGCCUUUUAUCAUUAGGAGAUUUACUUGGAAAACUUUGCUUCGGUUGGAUGACUGACAGGAAUUAUCUGCCUCUGCCAAAGUAUAUGAUGCUUCUUCUUGUCGUACAGGGAGUUUGCUUUCUUCUCGUACCUUUGUUUGACGGUGUUCAUAUACUGAUGACAUUGGUUGUGAUCUACGGAACUGCGUCUGGAGCAACACUCGUCAUGUUUCCUAUUCUGGUUGAAAAUUACCUAGUAUCAGUUCAGACUUUAGCUAUUGGAUGUAUAUCAUUCCUUAAGUGGAGUGCUAUCAUUUACUGUCCCGCCAUUAAUCGGAGCAUCGUCACUACUUGUUGGCCUUCUGUGGUUGCUGGAACCCCUGAUCUGCGGAAUGUCGACGUGAAAAUUUUCAGACUGUUGAUAGCAAAGCUACAAUUUGUAUUCGUGGCAAUUCUGCAAAAAUAAAAGAAUAAAAUUUAUUUAUAUCCGAUUUAAAAUCUUUAUUUCAAAAUACAGUAAAGAUACACUGUCUUUAUUUUGAAAUACUGUCUUAAUUUGAAAAGCCAGACUAAAUUAGAUACAAG
This is a messenger RNA of Stegodyphus dumicola, 1879 nucleotides long. RefSeq names its product putative monocarboxylate transporter 5. The record is from RefSeq and is a predicted model, not a curated record. Gene Ontology annotation, molecular function: monocarboxylic acid transmembrane transporter activity. Gene Ontology annotation, biological process: transmembrane transport. Lineage: Eukaryota; Metazoa; Arthropoda; Arachnida; Araneae; Eresidae.